GGCUCCUCCGUCAAUGGCUGGUUCAAGAAGUACGACACCGCCGUGUACCAGAUCAACCCAUCGGCCAGGCUGUCGACGCGGGAGAAGCCGACGGAGUUCUCACCGAUUAGGCCGGUGAACGAUGAUGUCGGCGAGGCGGGCCCAUGGCAAAAAUGGGUUCGAGUUGAUCCCAAAGGCGCGUCGUACUUCUACUUCAAUGUGAACACCAAGCAGACCGCCUUGGAGAAGCCGCCUUUACGGCCCAGUAUUCAGAGUUUGGGAUUCAGCACCUUCUCAGAUGCUAUCGUCGCCAGUGCAUGA
Molecule: messenger RNA, 300 nt
Organism: Symbiodinium sp. CCMP2456
Lineage: Eukaryota; Dinophyceae; Suessiales; Symbiodiniaceae
Source: the annotation of a GenBank genome assembly